UGCCCCCACCCCUUCGCGGGCUAUAUAUAGGGGAGGCGCGGCUAAGCGGUCUCUCUCUCACCGGGCACUCUUUCGAGGCUGAGUCUGGUGAGCUGAGUCGCAGGUCAUGGCUCCUGUUGGAGGGACAGCAAAAGCCAAGAAGGGCAUUUUAGAACGUUUAAAUGCAGGAGAAGUUGUGAUUGGUGACGGAGGAUUUGUCAUUGCUCUUGAAAAGAGAGGUUAUGUAAAAGCUGGACCAUGGACUCCAGAAGCUACAGUAGAACACCCAGAAGCAGUUCGUCAGCUGCACCGAGAAUUCCUAAGGGCUGGAGCAAAUGUUUUACAAACAUUCACCUUUUAUGCCAGUGAUGAUAAAUUAGAGAACAGGGGAAACUAUGUAGCUGAUAAAAUUUCUGGCCAGAAGGUGAAUGAAGCUGCUUGCAAUAUUGCAAAAGAAGUAGCUGAAGAAGGAGAUGCUUUGGUGGCUGGAGGUGUCAGUCAAACACCUUCAUAUCUAAGCAGCAAGAGUGAAGCUGAAAUUAAAUCAAUAUUUCGAAAGCAGCUAAACAUUUUUAUGAAACAAAAGGUGGAUUUCUUAAUUGCAGAGUAUUUUGAACAUGUUGAAGAAGCUGUGUGGGCAGUUGAGACAUUAAAGGAAUCUGGGCUGCCCAUUGCCGCUAGUCUGUGCAUUGGUCCAGAAGGAGACAUGCAUGGUAUAUCACCUGGAGAAUGUGCUGUUCGGCUUGUAAAGGCUGGUGCUUCUAUUGUUGGAGUAAACUGCCAUUUUGAUCCAACCACUUGCCUCAAAACUGUGAAACUCAUGAAAGAAGGUUUGGCAGCUGCUAAACUAAAGGCACAUUUGAUGUCACAACCACUGGCUUUUCAUACUCCCGAUUGUGGAAAGCAGGGUUUCAUUGAUCUGCCAGAAUUUCCUUUUGCUUUGGAGCCAAGAAUCCUGACCAGAUGGGAUAUCCAUAAAUAUGCAAGGGAAGCUUAUAACUUGGGAAUCAGAUACAUUGGAGGAUGCUGUGGAUUUGAACCAUAUCACAUCAGAGCCAUUGCUGAGGAGCUGGCCCCUGAAAGAGGCUUCUUACCACAUGGUUCUGAAAAACAUGGCAGCUGGGGAAGUGAUCUGAGCAUGCAUACCAAACCAUGGGUCAGAGCGAGGGCCAGGAAAGAGUACUGGGAGAAUCUGCUGCCUGCUUCAGGCCGCCCAUAUUGCCCUUCACUGUCAAAACCAGAUGACUGGGGAGUGACCAAAGGAGAUGCGGAGCUGAUACAGCAGAAAGAAGCAACAUCUGAGCAACAGCUAAAAGAGCUGUUUAACAAACAGAAAUUAAAAUCCAAAGUUGUGGCUUAAAUUAUUAGUAAUCCUUAUGUACUGAAAUAAUUACAUUAAUGUAUAAUUGACAUUCAGUGUGGAGAUGAUUAUAGGCAGAAUGUGCUAAUCAUUACUUUAAUGAUAAGUUUAAAGUAUAAUAAACCUUAGCAAUACAAACAUUACACUGUAAUAUUUUGUUUUGUGAAAAAUAUUAUUAGACAUAUAAAUUUAUGUGGAAUUUCAAGCGUUCAGAUGUUAGAAGCAUCCACAAAACACCAAAACAUUUGCAAGUCCCAAUUUAUAGUAUUCGUUGUUCUGAGAAUGUUCACUUUCUUGAGUCCUUUUGAAAUGACUGGGAAAUAAACAUACAUGAAUGGUUAAAUAGACCAAUCAUAGUGUAAAACUAGACACUAAGAGAAUAUGUAUUCACCGAAAUAAAUCUCUCUUCCUCGUAGAUGUCUGUUUCAGCAAUCAGAGUUGCAAAUGAGACUUGUAUACUUUCCAGUGACCACUCACAAAGCAAAGCAUGCUAGAUUUGAGGGAGACCUAUUUUUGAAUUCUGUUAAAUGUGUAAUCUAGUUUGAUACUUAGGCAUACAUCUUCAAAAUAAGCAGAAAGGUCCUGUGGUCUUGUGGAGUUUCUGCCAGAUAUCUUAUGGCCCACCAGCACUCCAUGGUAGAGUAGGAGAUUAGGGAAGGAUUAUUUUACAGUUUUCCUUCAUUUACUUCUGAUGGGAAUGAUGGCUUUGGAGAGGCCAUAUCAGGGAAGCAGGAAGCUUAUGACUAUUUGGAUUUUUAGGUACCCUGCUACAGUCUUAAACAGACCAUGUUUAUGAAAACAAAAUGGUUCAUGUAUAUAUAUUUGAAAUAUGUUUUGCUCAUUUCACUAAAAUUAUCAUUUUGAAAUUGAAUAGAAAACUGAAGAAUCAAGUCAUUUUUAAGUAUGCAGUGGUUUCAUUCACAAUGACUUCAUUACAGUCCAUUCCAGUAUCUCACUGAUGCACAAAUCGGGUAACUCAGAUGAUUUUCCUCACAUCUUUGUUCCUAUAGUGAAGCCUCAGUGGGCUUUAGUGCCAGCUCUGAAAAUGAACUCUACAUACCAAUGGGGAACUGAGGUCUUAUGUUAAAAUAUAAACAAGUUAAAUACUCUUGAAUGUUGCUAUCUUUCAUUAAUAUCCAGUAAAUAACAUAUGAGACUCCAUAUGUAGACUGAAAAUUGUUCUUUAUUAAUAUCAAUAAAGAUUUGUAAAUUGAAUAAC
Molecule: messenger RNA, 2558 nt
Organism: Anolis carolinensis (green anole)
Lineage: Eukaryota; Metazoa; Chordata; Lepidosauria; Squamata; Anolidae
Product: betaine--homocysteine S-methyltransferase 1
Exons: 8
Coding region: 107-1339 (410 amino acids)
Biological process (GO): L-methionine salvage
Cellular component (GO): cytosol
Molecular function (GO): betaine-homocysteine S-methyltransferase activity; zinc ion binding
Source: RefSeq, a predicted model, not a curated record